UUUCCACACACACCACAAACAUACACACACAAACAAUCAAUCCACACAAUUUAAUCUAGCUACCUAAAUACACCUAGCUAGUAAUAUGGCGGCGGCGGCGGCGAUGAAGACGGUGGCAUGCGUGGCGGUUUUGUGCUUGCUUGUGACGGGGCAAUCCGCGGAGGCGGCGAUAACCUGCGGCAGCAUCGUCUCGAAGCUGGCUCCCUGCCUUCCUUACGCCACGCAUAAAGUAGCCGCUCUUCCCUCCACUUGCUGUUCCGCCAUUUCAAAUAUCAAAGCAGCCGCCAGCACCACCGCCGACCGCCAGGCUGCCUGCAGCUGCCUGAAGAGCGUCGCCGGAAAAUAUGCCGGCCUCGACCUCGGCCUUGUCUCUGGCAUCCCCGGCAAGUGCAACGUCAACAUUGGUUACCCCCUCAGCACCACCGUCGACUGCACCAAGGUGCAGUGAGAUAAUUAAGCUGCUGCUAAUAAGGGAGGGAGUCAUCAUCAUAUAUUUCAUAUUUGUGAGAUGCUGCUGAUGGUGGUGGUUAAUUUAUGGAGUACGUCAUUAAUAUUCGAUCGAUCAGCUCCCUAUACUAUAAAUGGAGUAUUAUAUUUGAAUAUUUAAUAAUAAAAAUAAUAUGUGUGACGAGGAAUAAAAGAGGUUACGUCCGGCCUAUAUAUUGUCGAUCUUAGCUUAAUUAGCUUGUUGUGUUCAUCCUCAUAUCUUUCUCGUUGAAUUGUACGUUUUUCUCAUUUUAAUGCUUAUUCAUACCCUUUGUUUCUUGUUU
Cuscuta campestris is the source of this 770-nucleotide messenger RNA. Lineage: Eukaryota; Viridiplantae; Streptophyta; Magnoliopsida; Solanales; Convolvulaceae. The record is from the annotation of a GenBank genome assembly.